AGUUCAGAACCAGAUCUGAUAAAGAAGGGAAAUUCUGUAGAAUUGCUUUGUGUCAUUUCCCCAUUUUGUGGAUGAUGGCAUGUUUAGAAGCUGUAUAAGUAGCCUGUGAUUCCAUGGUGAAGGCAAGUUGUUGCUGGCUGAUUCAGGAAACAGAUCCUUCUGCAUCAGUUUUCAAAUCUGCAUCAUCUCAUCACCUCGUCAUGAAGCUGCUGGCUGUGUGUGUCCUGGUCGUCUCUGUGAUGGCUCAGACCAGAGCUGACCCUGAACCAGAUGAUGGCUCCACCGAUCCAGAAGUUGACUUGGUCCAGAGAUCUUCUUGUCCUCCUGGCUGGUCUCCAAUCAAGAAUCGCUGCUUUCGCUAUGUUUCCAAACCCAUGACUUGGGCUAGAGCUGAGAGACACUGUCUGUCCAUGGGAGCAAACCUGGCAUCAGUUCAUGACACAAACGAGUACCAUCAGGUUCAGUCUGUGAUAAAAAUGGCAACCUAUGGGUCCGAAGUGACAUGGAUUGGAGGCACUAACGCACAGGAGACAAGCAUUUGGUUUUGGAGCGAUGGAAGCCCUCUGCACUACACAAACUGGUGUCAUGGAGAGCCUAGUAAUUAUCAGGCCAGGCAGCAUUGUUUGCAGAUGAACUUUUCAGGUGAAAAAUGCUGGGAUGACUCGAGCUGUUCUAACCGUCGUCCUUCUGUCUGCGCCAAGGAUGUCUGAUCACAAAGAUGCUUAAAACAGAAUCCAGUGGAGAAUUGUUGCUACGUGUUUCUUUUAACCUGCCUUUU
Fundulus heteroclitus (mummichog) is the source of this 778-nucleotide messenger RNA. RefSeq names its product type-2 ice-structuring protein. Gene Ontology annotation, molecular function: signaling receptor activity. The coding region runs from base 114 to 710 and encodes 198 amino acids. Lineage: Eukaryota; Metazoa; Chordata; Actinopteri; Cyprinodontiformes; Fundulidae. The transcript is spliced from 7 exons. The record is from RefSeq and is a predicted model, not a curated record.